This is a messenger RNA of Monascus purpureus, 1352 nucleotides long. The record is from the annotation of a GenBank genome assembly. NCBI's taxonomy places the organism in Eukaryota, Fungi, Ascomycota, Eurotiomycetes, Eurotiales, Aspergillaceae.
CCACCACUCGACCCCGGCCAAUUUCACCCAGACGUAUCUCUUGCAUUCAAUAUUUACCUCUACGGAUCUAUUUUGCCUGUUAUAUAGAGGCAAACACGAGGAAAAUUGCAACAAUGGCGGACAUGCCCAUUGUUCUCGACGGGGGAACCGGUUUCCUCAAGGUCGGAUAUGCUGCGCAGAACUUCCCAGAGUACCAGUUCCCCUCCAUAGUGGGGCGGCCUAUACUACGAACUGAAGAGCAGGCCGGCGAUAUCGUCGUGAAGGAUAUCAUGUGCGGAGAUGAAGCUGCUGCUGCCAGAUCGAUGCUUCAGAUUACCUAUCCUAUGGAAAAUGGAAUUGUGAAGAGAUGGGACGAUAUGCAACAUCUAUGGAACUAUACUUUCUACGACAAGAUGAAAAUCGAUCCGACGGGCCGCAAAAUCCUCCUGACUGAACCCCCCAUGAAUCCCCUGAAGAACCGAGAACGGAUGUGCGAGGUUAUGCUAGAAGGGUACAAUUUUGGAGGUGUAUAUGUUGCGAUUCAGGCAGUUCUUGCGCUGUAUGCUCAGGGUCUCAGCAGUGGUGUGGUCGUCGAUUCCGGUGACGGCGUUACGCAUAUCAUCCCCGUCUAUGAGUCUACAGUUUUGAACCACCACAUUCGUCGACUGGAUGUCGCUGGUCGCGAUGUCACGCGCAAUUUAAUUGCCCUCCUCCUCCGUCGUGGAUACGCUCUCAACCGUACGGCCGACUUCGAGACGGUGCGCCAGAUCAAGGAGAAGCUUUGCUACGUUUCGUACGACCUAGAGCUGGACAAGAAACUCUCGGAAGACACAACUGUUUUGGUGGAAUCGUAUACCCUUCCCGACGGCAGAGUGAUCAGGGUCGGCAGCGAGCGAUUUGAAGCGCCCGAAUGUCUCUUCCAGCCGCAUCUGGUGGAUGUAGACCAGCCUGGUAUUGGAGAAAUGCUCUAUAACACGAUCCAGGGCGCAGAUGUGGACGUGCGGGCCAGCUUGUACAAGGCAAUCGUGCUCAGUGGCGGAAGCAGCAUGUACCCUGGUCUGCCGUCGCGGUUAGAGAAGGAGUUGAAGCAAUUGUGGCUUACACGGACGUUGGGAGGGAACCCUGAACGACUGAACAAAUUCAAAGUCCGCAUCGAAGAUCCCCCGCGACGAAGACAUAUGGUGUUCUUGGGUGGCGCUGUCCUUGCCAAUCUGAUCGCGGACAAGGAAGACAUGUGGGUCACCAAGCAAGAAUGGGAGGAACAGGGCGCCCGCGCCUUGUCGAAAUUCGGUCCUAGAUAGUUCAUUUCUUUCUUGUAGGCCUCGUAGGUAUACCAACCAACCAGUCUUUGACAUAUCCAUAUCAUUGCCAUA